This is a messenger RNA of Lathyrus oleraceus (garden pea), 1175 nucleotides long. RefSeq names its product (+)-neomenthol dehydrogenase. The coding region runs from base 132 to 1013 and encodes 293 amino acids. Gene Ontology annotation, molecular function: oxidoreductase activity, acting on the CH-OH group of donors, NAD or NADP as acceptor. The record is from RefSeq and is a predicted model, not a curated record. The transcript is spliced from 5 exons. Lineage: Eukaryota; Viridiplantae; Streptophyta; Magnoliopsida; Fabales; Fabaceae. Gene Ontology annotation, cellular component: membrane.
GUUAUAGAAUUCGGAGGCAUUUAAUAAUGAGUCGGAAAAGUAGAACUUGUUUUAGGAAAUGGUGAAAAACCCUCUAGUUAAAUACUAGCACAAUUUUCAAAUCAACAUGCACAUCACAUAGCUUAUCAAAGAUGGGAGAAUCUGCACCACAAAGGUAUGCAGUGGUGACUGGAUCAAACAAAGGAAUUGGAUUUGAGAUAGUGAAGCAGUUAGCUUCAUCUGGAAUCAAAGUGGUGCUUACAGCAAGAGAUGAACAAAGAGGUCUUCAGGCUUUGGAAAAACUCAAAGCUUCUGGUUUAUCUCAUUCUGUUGUUUUUCAUCAACUAGAUGUUGCUGAUGCUGCUAGUGUAGCUACUCUUGCAGAUUUUCUCAAAUCACAAUUUGGCAAACUUGAUAUUCUGGUUAACAAUGCAGGCGUUAGUGGAACUGUGAUUACUGACAAAGAUUUAGCUUCUGUGCUUAUCUCUAACCCUGGAGCAUUAUCAGAAGAUGAAAAGAAAAAGGCGGUGACUCAAACAUACGAGUUAGCUGAAGAAUGCUUGAAAAUAAAUUUUUAUGGUACUAAAAUAGCUACUGAAUCACUUCUGCCACUGCUAAAGUUAUCCGAUUCGCCGAGAGUUCUGAAUGUAUCAUCCACUCUAGGGAAGUUAGAGCGCAUACAAAACGAAUGGACUAAAAAAGUCUUCGGCGAUGCUGAUAACCUAACCGAAGAGAAAGUGGAUGAAGUACUAAACAAGUUUCUUGAAGAUUUCAAAAAAGACGGGCCUAAACUUGGGGGUGCUUAUGUUAUAUCUAAAGCUGCUGUAAAUGCUUAUACAAGAAUUGCUGCUAAGAAUUUUCCUGCUAUAAGCAUCAAUAGUGUUUGCCCCGGUUAUGUCAUCACAGACAUAACCGCAAAUACCGGUAUCUUAACUGCUGAAGAAGGUGCUGCAAGUGUUGUCAAGUUAGCACUACUUCCCAAUGGUAGUUCAUCUGGCCAAUUCUAUAACAGGACUGAAGUGUCUUCCUUUUGAUAAAUAUUAGAAUUUUUUGUUUAAGAAUAAAAUGUAUUGUUGCUUUGUUGUUAUUUUGGCAUUUAGUAUUGACAAUACUAUUGUUAUUGUUGUUGUUUCUGUUGCAUCAAGUUUUCUACAUAAUAAUAAUAAUAAUAAUAAUAAAUAACAAUAAUUCUUAUC